CCCCACGAAACAACCCUCCCCUGACAGCCCGUCUCCAGCCCCGUGUAACCGGAGCAGCCCGAGCCAUGGCAGCGGGGCUGAGCCGUCUGCUCUGUCUCCUCUGGACACUGACCGCCCUCGGGCCGGCGGCGGCGGCGGCCACGGCUGCCUCUGCUCCGUCCAAAGUUUACACCAACACCUGGGCGUUGCACGUCAGCGGCGGACAGCAGGAGGCCGACCGGAUCGCGGCCACGCACGGCUUCAUUAACCUGGGCAAGAUUUUUGAUGAUUACUAUCAUUUCCGGCACCAGGGUGUGGUGAAAAGAUCAUUGACUCAACAGAGUUAUCAUGCACAAAAACUGAAAAGGGAACCUCAGGUAAAAUGGCUGGAACAGCAAGUAGCAAAGCGAAGGAAAAAGAGAGAUAUCUAUUCAGAACCAAAUGACCCGAAAUAUUCACAGCAGUGGUAUCUGCAUGGUUCGAGUCAUUACCACCUGAAAGUGGAAGAUGCCUGGAACCAGGGUUACACCGGGAAGGGCGUUGUCGUCUCCAUCUUAGAUGACGGAAUUGAAAGGAACCACCCAGACCUGGUACAUAAUUAUGAUCCAGAUGCAAGUUAUGAUGUGAAUAAUAGCGACCCGGAUCCACAGCCUCGCUACACACAACUGAAUGAUAACCGACAUGGGACACGAUGUGCUGGUGAGGUGGCAGCUUCAGCUAACAAUGGGAUUUGUGGUGUGGGCGUGGCAUAUAAUGCCAGAAUUGGAGGUGUACGAAUGUUGGAUGGAGAGGUGACUGAUGCUGUGGAAGCUAAGUCUCUCAGCAUGAACCCUCAGCAUAUUGAUGUGUAUAGUGCCAGCUGGGGUCCAGAAGAUGAUGGAAAAACUGUGGAUGGUCCUGCUAAACUUGCACAGGAAGCCUUUUUUAAAGGCAUAUCUGAGGGGCGCAGAGGUCUGGGCUCAAUAUUUGUGUGGGCUUCAGGGAAUGGCGGCCGAGAACGAGACAGUUGUAACUGCGACGGAUACACAAACAGUAUCUACACUCUGUCGAUUAGUAGCACGACUCAGAAUGGGAAUGUGCCAUGGUACAGCGAGGCAUGCUCCUCAACACUAGCCACAACCUAUAGCAGUGGAGGUCAAUAUGAAAAACAGAUAAUAACUACUGAUCUCAGACAGAAAUGCACGGACUCUCACACAGGAACGUCUGCUUCUGCUCCACUGGCUGCAGGAAUCAUUGCCCUCGCACUGGAGGCAAAUAAAAAUCUGACAUGGCGAGAUAUGCAGCAUCUUGUCGUCCGAACAUCUAAACCCUCCCAUCUCUCCACAAAUGAUUGGCUGACCAAUGGUGUAGGACGCAAAGUCAGCCACUCCUAUGGCUAUGGCCUUCUUGAUGCUGGUGCUAUGGUUGCACUAGCUAAGAACUGGACAAGCUUGGGACCACAGAGAAAAUGUGUCAUCACCAUCACCUCUGAGCCAAGGGACAUACGAAACAGACUGGAGAUACGGAAAAAGGUUGACGCGUGCAUUGGAAGUUCAAACUUUAUCAACUCUUUGGAGCAUGUGCAGGCAAGAAUCACUCUGUCAUACAAUAAACGUGGAGACCUAGCAAUAUAUCUCACCAGCCCCAUGGGGACACGGUCUACUCUGCUGGCACCAAGGUUACAUGACUAUUCAUCUGAGGGAUUUGUAGACUGGGCAUUCAUGACCACUCACUCAUGGGGUGAGAAGUGCUCAGGGGAAUGGAUUCUAGAGAUCGAGAACACCGCAGGCAUGAAUAAUUAUGGCACCCUGAGGCAGUUUUCACUGGUUCUGUACGGUACUGCAGAUGAUACUCAGAACGUCCCAAAUUUAGUGAAUACUAACCUGCAAUCCAACGACUGCAAAACAUUCAGCUCUGAGCAACUGUGUGUGGAAUGUAAAGGUGGGCUUUACCUGCAUCAGGAGAGCUGUGUGCGGGAGUGCCCAGCCAGCUUCACUACAGGACUUAAAGAUGUUCACAACCCAGUCAGUAACGACAUUGAGCCUCUGACAGUCCACGUCUGCAUUCCUUGCCAUACCUCCUGCCACACUUGCAGCAGGUUGACUGCCAACAAAUGCCUGUCCUGCCCACCUCAUUCACACUACAAUGAAAUCGAUCUGACUUGCUCACCUCAAAUGCAAGUCAGCAGGGAGUCUCCCUCCGAGAAUGAGGUUGUUACUGUAGUAGCGGCCUCUGAAUCCCAGGUUCUUGCUUGGUUUGCUCUGACCGUCUGUGCCUUUAUUAUUAUUCUAUUUUUUAUAAUGUUUGUAGUUCUUCAGAUUCGCUCAGGAUUUCAGUUCAGCAAAAUGAAGGUCUACACCCUGCAAAAUGGGAGCAACAGGAACAUAUCAUAUGAAGGCAUUUCCGACACGCUGAAGGAUGCAGAUUUAUCCGAAUCCGAUUCUGAAGAGUUUGAUGUAGACGAACAAACCGAAAGAACUGCAUUCAUAAAGAAAAUACAAAGUGUCCUUUAAUAUUAUGUGAACGUUCCAUCCCAUUGCUGAAUGAUUGUGUGUCUCAUUACCAAGACUAUCAGGAAAUGUCUUUAAAAACAAAAAUAUUCCCUCUUGAAAAUGCUGUUAGAAUACUUUUUGUUUUUAGAGAUGUUCCCUUAUAGUUGAACUAUCAGCAAUACUGGAAACUGGACCUUUUUCACAACUCCCAGCCAAGAUAGGCCGUUGACCGAGCCCCUCGCAAAGCCUGGUCAAGGAUGGAAAGUGCAACUGUGGAAUGGAAUUUAGUACUUUUUAAAAUUUUUCAUUUGCUAAUAGCACUUGGUGAAAUCUCAAGUCUAAAAAAAAUCUUAUUCUUUGCAAGUUGACAUUACAGUUUAGGGGUUCUUCAAAAUAAUUUGUGUCCCUCAACACUCACUGUGUGAACUGGAUCCAAAUUUUGAGUUGGUGAUGAUAAAGACAUGCUCCUAUUAUGUUAAUUAUUUAACAGCAGAGCCCAUGGCUUCCAGCAAUGUCAUAAUUUGGAUAUAUGUAGGGUAUAAAUCUAGUCAUUGAAGAUGACCUACAAUAUUGAUAUCUUAGAACAAGGCUGUUAUUGCAGUAUAAUAAACUAGCACUUUAUUGCAUAGUCUAUUUUGACCUUUGCUUGGCACCCACCGGUGUUAAAUAGUGGCUUCCCCUGAUUUCACCAAAGGAAUUCUUACCUUUCUGACCUUUAUCUUGACAAAGGGUUGUCUCACAGGCCAGUCAGCACAGCAGAAUAGGCUGAAACUGGAUGCGCAGAGCCACAUUUUCUGAAGGUUGAUCACAGCAGAGUUUUGGUUUGAAGAAUUGCAGAUUAACAGGUGGACUAACAAACCCACUGGUGCUCAUUUACAAUUUAGUGAGUUUUAAAGAUCACCAAUGCUUAAUAUAAAUGUUUUAUCUCUUCCACUUGUGCAGGAAGCACUUACAUUUGGGAUUCACUUAUUUUGUACUUUGUAGAUAUUAGAAUUCAGGAGCAAUCAUGAUUUAAAAUGCUACCAAAGUUCCAUUCUACAGUUCCUGAAUGGUCUCAGAUUUUCACGUACUUGGAAUACAAUACAGACCAUCUUUUCCUUUUGGCUUCAAAAGCCUCCUGACCAGUGAUGCUUUGCUGUCCUUGCGUUUGUGCUGUGAAAAAUGUCUCCACUGCAGUAACUAAUGAGCACAAACACUUAAUGGGAGGAUUUUUUUUCCAGGUUGGGAGGAGGGAUGAGGAGGGCUGGUGGUGAAUUGGGGAUUCGUGACUUUUGGACAAAAACCCUUCAAACCAUUGAAUGCUCUCAGGUGAACUCACUAUUGACAUCAGACAAUUUAUUUCAAUGAAGCAAGGUAGCAAUGUCGAGAUUUAUUUUAAACAAGUUAUUUUCUUUUUUGUGUCCAUUAUAGAGCAGCCAAAGUUGACUCACAAGAUAACUUUUUACCUUUCCUAUAAUAUAUCCGUUUUCUCCUCUUCCUACCUGGUCAAAGUCUCUAUCCACUUUCUAACCAGAGCCUGGCCGCUAUUAGAAGUUCCAAGUAUAAUUUGCUCCAAAUGCUGAAUUAGUGGGCUUCACUGCAUAAACACUACAAGGGAAAUUAUUCAGGCUCAUUGAAUAUGAAGAAUGGGCAGUGGAUGAGUCCAAAAUUGGAAGAUAAUAAGUGUUUGUCUUUCAGAUGUUUGCCUCUGGAUAAGUUGAACAUUGCAAGUCAACAACAACAAGUCAGUAUUUCCAUUAACCAGGCUUUGACUGGUGCAGGCAUACCAGGAAACCCAAGUACCUCAUGUGUCCAUUUGUCAUAUAGGAACCUAGACAAAGAGCACUCACUGGGGAUUAAAAGAGCAUUCUAGCCAAGCACGUGGACACACCUGCAUAACCUAGGGUGUGUCCAUUGAGAUCAGGCUUGGCUAUAAGGCUCCCUGAAUCGCUAGUCGUUGCUUUUUGUCUAGGUUGCUAUAUGAAGAAUGGUCUUGCAGGUGGCCUACUUGGGAUACCUGAUACCCCUGCAACCAGCCAAAAUCUUAACAGAAAAUGAGAGGAACUUUGACUUGUUUGAACGCGUGUUGAGUGGCACGGUGUGAUUUAAAUUUUAUCAAAUAAAGCAAUAUGAUUUACGGGCCUUAUGAGAGGGGCACAUGGUUAGCAAUCAAUGCAUUCAUAACAGUAAAUGUAAAUAAUUGUAAUAUAAAUCAUGCUUUGAUAAUAUGUAACUUUUUCAUGUAUAAAUCAGUUGAGCAGUGUGUACGCACUUGUGUACAUCGCAGGGAGCCUGGGUCCGGUGAUUGCAGUGUGGCUAUGGGAGAAUUUGCCUUUGUAUUUUGCCCUGCAAUGCAUUGGGAUAAACACCCAUGUAGGUGGGGAAGGAAUAUAAAGAACUAAACAGAGCAGUGUCACACUGUAACACUCUAGCUUCUUGCACAGAACCAUGAUCAUGUUGCAUCCUCUGCACCAAGGUUCAUUCCUCAUUGCUCUCUUGGUGCCCCAACCAUCACUGUAAGGUACCGAGGGGAUGAGGAGACUCAUCAGCUUUUUGUACCAUAAUGUGAUCAAUUCAGGCUCAGAAUGAUCAGUUCCGUGCAUCUCUGAGACCUUGUCACUGGAUUUGAAGACUGCCCCAAAUUGCCUUGUUCGGAAUGCACUUUAGACUGAGUGACAAUCUAGGCUUUUGCUGAACCCUAAAAGUAUCGCCCACAAAAUAGCACUUGUACGAUACAGGUUUUAGUAUUGUGUGUGUUUGUAAGAAUCCCACCAUAUUCCACGCGACCCAAACUCUGAACACAAUCCAGGUAAAAUAACACUACUUCCUAUUUGGGGGGGGGAAAACUAUUGAGUUCUAUUUGAGUCACAAGUGCAAAAGCAUUAUGAAAAUGAAGAGAUUAUCCUGACCCUUUUUUGUGUGCUUCCUCUGUUGAUGGCAGAAUUCACUGUUCAAGUUCUAAAUUGCCGGCCUCCAACUGCAUCAUCUCCCAAGCCUCUGUGAGCCGCUGUAAUUGAUCUAUGGGCGAUGACUCUGGUAGAGAAUAGUUCCUUGCAAUCCCAUUAAUCAAUCGCAAUUAAGCUUUUUUUAUAACCAUGCAAAUGCUGCAGAAAUGUUGCACAAUUAUUUCUGAUUAUGUAUAGCUAGAAUUCACAGUAAUUGCAAAUACUUUGGCGAGACGGGUUCUUUUCUUUUCCUCCAUUUUCUCCUUCCCCCCCUGUUAAUAUUUCACAGUAUCACACUUGUGUUCAUCAUUCCAAAUCCAGAUCUUAUUAAUCACACCACCCGAAAACUACUCGCAAAUGCGGAGUUCAAUUGAAAGGGCUACAUACCCAAUUGCAGUCGUGUUCCACAGUGCAGUGCAUUAAACACGAGACAUUGGUUGCCUUGCUGUGAUGUGAAGUCCCGUUGCUUUGAUGGUGAUUAUUAUUGUUGGACAAUUUACCAAGAUAAGUGAACAGACAUAUUUUUGUACAAUAUUAUAUAGUGCACAGUAAUUUUCUUGUAAUAUAAAAAUGGCUUAAAACAAAUUACUCUUUUAUUAUUUAAUGGAUGUGGAAAUACUGUCAUAGAACCUACUUAAAGAAAUUAAAGAACAGUUUCAAAGCAAAA
Callorhinchus milii (elephant shark) is the source of this 6041-nucleotide messenger RNA. RefSeq names its product furin. The transcript has 15 exons. Gene Ontology annotation, molecular function: serine-type endopeptidase activity. Bases 66 to 2471 code for a protein of 801 amino acids. Lineage: Eukaryota; Metazoa; Chordata; Chondrichthyes; Chimaeriformes; Callorhinchidae. Gene Ontology annotation, cellular component: Golgi membrane; trans-Golgi network. The record is from RefSeq and is a predicted model, not a curated record. Gene Ontology annotation, biological process: peptide hormone processing.